Molecule: messenger RNA, 1497 nt
Organism: Cladocopium goreaui
Lineage: Eukaryota; Dinophyceae; Suessiales; Symbiodiniaceae
Source: the annotation of a GenBank genome assembly
AUGUUUUUGAUUGCGGAGGAUGUAGAUUGCGCAGAGAUCUCUUUGUCAGAAGCGUUGGAAACUUUGAUGAAUGAUGAGAUGGCCGUUGAAUCUGCAACUCUCGAGAAACAGAUCGCUCUUGCAAAGACUCAUCGGUUGUUUGCUCUGUUUGAAGAUUCCGAACUUGCAAAGUUGAAGAGUGAGUUGGGGGAUGAAUAUGUUCCGUGGGGAGAUCCGGAUGGUGAUCAACAAGCUGACUUGGAUUUCUUCGAUCUUUUCGUCGCCCAGCGCCACGAAGAACUCCGAAUUGAAGUUGAACGAGCCAAGUUGCAUCCGAAGUUCCCACUCUUUGAAUCCACAGUCAUGGCAGACAUGAAGGCAGAACAAGGCGACAAAUGUUUGGAAUUUGGUGAUCCCAAAGCCGAUCCACAAAAAGAUCUAGAAGCAUUUGAGAUCUUUGUCAACUGUUGUGAAUCAGAGGAAGCUGAGGAGGCAAAUGAGGUGCCGAAGACCAAUGAGAAAGACAAUGAGGAGGAGGAGGAUGGGGCUGAUAAUGACGACAAAGACAAAGUUAAUGGAGAGCCAGAGACGCAGCUAGGCAGUGAGAUUGCGACAGAAACUCCUGGCGAAGUCCACUAUACACCAUCUCAUGAUUAUCCUGCCCCACCUUCUGACAAGCACCCAGACAUCAACCGAAUUUUGGAAAGUUCGGCUGAGGCUAGGAUCAUGAUCAAGACGGCCAUCGAUCGCAUUGGGCAGAAAGCCUUCUCGGACCGCAUCCGAUCUUUGCCUAAUCACUUGAGCUUUGCCGAUAUGUUUUCAGGGGCUGGCACUUUUGGCAAGGUGGUCGACGUGGUCAUUCGAGUCCUCAAGAAGCAGUUUCCGGAGGAAAUGUCACACAAAGAAGCGUCGCAUGAAUUCCUUUGUGAGAUCGAGAAGGCCAAGCAACACUUUUUGAUGCAAACAUCUUCCGAUAGCACGUGUUGUAUCUUUACUGAUGCCACGAAGAUUUUUGAUGACGAUCGCAGAGAAUGUGCACGGCAUGGUGGCGCUUGCGACUCUUGUUUUGACCGACCGUCGAUGCCACUAUGGACUUUCAAUGGUGGGUUUUCUUGCAAAAGUCUGUCCAAGCUCAACAUUCAUUUCCAAACAAUGCUCACCGCGAUGGCCGAUGAAAAUGAGGAUUCCAGCUCAUUCGUGACCUUCAAGGCCGUGAAAACAUUCUUGGACAAGAUUUCCGUUGAUUUUUUUACAUUGGAGAAUGUGGAUAUGGAGUCAGCGGGAGAGGACGACGCCAGCAAUCUCAACAUGAUUAUCAAGGCUUUGGAAAGUUCAGGGCCUCAUGGAUACCAUGUGCAGGUAUACAAACUUUGCACCUUAGAUUACGGACUGCCCCAGCGACGGGUGCGAUUGUUUUUCGUGGGGCUGCAGAAGUCGACUCAAGAGGCGUCGGCGUUCCGUAACAUCGAGAUGUGGUUGAAUGCUUUCAAAUUGAAAACCCAACCGCCUGAAGCUUGA